Molecule: messenger RNA, 849 nt
Organism: Plasmodium gallinaceum
Lineage: Eukaryota; Apicomplexa; Aconoidasida; Haemosporida; Plasmodiidae
Gene: IMC1c
Product: inner membrane complex protein 1c, putative
Exons: 1
Coding region: 1-849 (282 amino acids)
Source: RefSeq, a predicted model, not a curated record
AUGGAAGGUACAAACAAAAACUUAAAUGCUUAUCAAAAAGCAGAUAACAUAGAGCCAAAAGAGACAUCAACUGUAGAUCGUAAAUGGGUUGCUCUUACAGCUUAUCAACCUGUUGAUGUUGUUACAAAAACUGUAGAAGUUCCAGUUAUUAAAACUGUAGAAAAAAUUGUUCCAAGAACAAUUCUUCAAGAGAAAAUUGUUCAUGUUCCUAAAAGUGUCACACAUGUUGUUGAGAAAAUAGUGGAAGUUCCUGAAGUUAAAUAUAUUGAAAAAAUAGUUGAAGUACCUCAUAUUCAUUAUAAAAAUAAAUAUGUUCCAAAAAUUGAAGUAGUUGAAAAAAUAAUUGAGCGUCAAAAAAUAAUUGAAAAAUGGCAUGACAAAAUUGUUGAAGUACCACAAAUCAAGGAAGUUGUCAGAUUCAAACAGAUUGAAGAUGCAGAAGAAAUAAUAAAAUAUAUCCCUAAAAAUUCUGGAAACAUUGACUGGGAAGCUGAAUAUAGGAAAUAUAUGCAGAGAAAAGAACUAGCAGGUUAUAAUGUAAAUAACACAGCUACAUAUCAACAAAAAAUUAACUCGUAUAAUGAUUAUAAUGAAAACGCUUACACUCAAAAUGCAUAUGAUAGAACCUAUGAAUAUAUGAACAAUCAAACAAGCUUAAAUGAACCAACAGAUUAUAGUCGUGAGGCAUAUUCACAAGGUAAUCUCUAUAAUCAAUACAGUCGAGUAAAUUAUGAGCAAGAAAAAAGUAUUCCUAGAUCAAAUUUUGACUUAAGUGGAAGCAUGCAAAUAAAAAGAAUGCCAUCUGAAGAUACCAAACCCGUUGGAUGUUGUGCUGGUGCAUGCUCAUAA